Messenger RNA from Geodia barretti, 3907 nucleotides. The record is from the annotation of a GenBank genome assembly. Lineage: Eukaryota; Metazoa; Porifera; Demospongiae; Tetractinellida; Geodiidae.
CAGGGCCCAGAAGACGCGUCCACACGAAGUUAGCUCGCGAAGAUGGCGACGUCAGCAGCAGCUGGCUCAUCUUUGAGCGUGUGUUGUCCCGUCUGCUACAGAGAAUACAGUGACAGUGAUACUGAUCUUGUUCCACGGAUUCUUCACUGCGGACAUUCCUUCUGCACAGGUAAUAAUGGGCCACACGCCAGCCACUGGGCUGGAGGUACACCACUCAGUUACGUCUUUGCAGAGUGUCUGGGACGCCUGCUGGAGGUGGAGGGAGAGGACAGCGACGGUGGGUCGAGGGAUGAAGGCUACGGUUUGCAUUUGGAGCUGCUCACUAACUAUUGGGGGAGGCGGAUCCUUGGUUCACACACGCAUCACCACCACUGCCCUGGUCCCUCAGAGCAGGUCACGUGCCCGGUGUGCAAGAGCACUAACCACAUUCCGGGGGGAGAGGUGGCGAACCUAACCAAGAACUUUGCACUGCUUGGUGUCCAAGAAGGAGUGGAGAAGACCACCCAGCACUACUGUCAGGAGCACGAGCACGAGCAACGCAUCUACUGCCAGGAGUGCCAGCAGCUGGUGUGUGCCUACUGCCAGUUGUACGGCCGACACAAGUCUCACAAGUGUUUGAUUGCUACCGAAGCAUGUGAGCCAGCGGUAAAAGCAGUGCGAGAGCUGCAUGCGGAGGUGGAGACGCAGCUUAAGGAGUUGGAGGCUGGGGAGGCAGCAGUUGUCGCCAGUAUCCAGCAGCUGGAGCGCAGGAGAGAGCGCAGCGAGAUGCGUGUCCAUCUCCACUAUGGGAAGUUUAUAGACGCUUUGCAACAAAAGAGGGCAAGCGAAGUGGAGAAGAUCCAGGCCUGGUCGGACGAGCAAGCCUGCAUACUGCGGGCCCAACUAAGGUCCCUGAGUGGAGCUCGCAAGACGUGCAGGAGACUGUUGGAAGACUGCCGCAGAAUCUCAGACUGUGAUCCUCUUCAAGCUCUCUAUGAGCAGGAACCUCUUGCUAACAGAGCUGAGGAUGUCAAAGCCGCCUGCAAGGGGCUUCCCCAUGAGCCAAUCGUUACUCCCAGCCUCCACUGUGAGCUGCUGCCUGGUUUUGCAGAGCAUUUGCAGCCACUGCUGAGUGCCUUGUCUGUCAAGAUGAGCCUAGACCCCACAGAGCACAGGGAGGAAGAUGAAGAGCUGCCUAGUGCAGCAGAGCUGGCAGGGUCUCUGCUUCAUGCACAAGACACUGGGCAUCUGCCUGGGGGUCCUGGACCUAAACUGGACUCUGCUUUUCCUCUGGAUCCAUCUCCGUCUGUGGCCACUUCUUCCCCUCCAGCCUCUUACUGCACCCCUCGUGACUACAGCAUUGUCAGUACUCCUCCAUACAGUGAAGGUGCCCAGUCGCCUGCAUCCUCAUCUGCCUCAGACACCUCCCUCGCUGACCAAGCUGGUGGAGAGUUCAAAGACCUGCACCUGAGACCUCUAGUUCCGCUGUGGCCCUACCCCCACCUUCUUCCCCACUCCCACCACCUUCUUCCCCACUCCCACCAACUGACCCAUGAGGAAGAUCUGACAGAUGACGAUCAAGACUUGCUGCUGGAGCACACAGUGGCACACUCAUCUCUCCCUGUGCCUAGUAUCCAACAUACUGCUGGGAGCUUCUCACAUGUUCAUUCAGCUCUGGAGGAUGAUUCUCAUGAGCUGAAUGUGAGCAUUGCAGGCCAGGGGCUGCACAUUUCUGUCUCCAGCUCAGCGUGGCCAUCUUCCUACCCCUCCAUCCUGCUGGACAGUGGAGAGGCAACUACAGCCCACGAUUCUGACUAAUAAUUAUUCACAAAACUGAUAAUCUUAUGAUCUGUAUGUAAUAUACAAUCAUUAUCUUUGGCUGUGUGUGAAAGGAGAGAGAAAACCAUGACUUGGGUUAUGAGGUGCGCCUUUCCUCCCAUACAGCCAGCCAUAGGUCAGCAGCCAUGCUAGAAAACUCAGCAGUCCACCCAAGACCUUCUCUGGCAGGGAGUGAAAGUAUAAAGAAGUGGUCAUCGUCAUAGCAAUCCAUAUGGUCAUAAGAGCAGCUGCAAAAAGUUCCAGACCAUGAGCCACUGGGGUGCAGGUUAGGUGUAUGUAAGGCAGCUGUUCAUGGGCCAAACUCAACUUGCUCACUAUCCUCUCUUGCCGCCCAAGACUUUCCAUAUACGUUCCCCAAACUUCCCAUCUCAACCCAGCAACCUCCUCAGUCAGAACAUACACACAGUACGUCAGGAGAAAGACAUGUCCAGAGAUGUCGAAGCCGUGCCAGCUACCCUUCCCCUGCACGCAUUCUCUCCUGCCUGAUCCUGACCCAUCGGAACAUGUCCCUAAUGCUGAAUCUACAAACACAAAUGCAUUUGUGACUAGGAACCAUAUGCAGUGCGCCACGGCAAGUCGAGCAAGGUGACCCAACACCUCUUUCCACCGCAGCCCAGUGUACAGAGAGGCAGUGAGGGUAACGGUAGGCAGCAGACACAGUAGAGACCACCCCCAGCUCCACUUCACCAGUAGAGAGUUGAACACGUUGUUUUUGUCCGCAAGAGAAGGACUGUGAGGGCUGAGCUCCAGCGCCGACAGUGCUGACAGCAGUAGAACACAUAUCAUGAGAAUUGGGGCCUUCUUCGACACUGGGAGGUGAACAGAAUAAUUCAGGGACUUUGUCACAAAGGAACAAGACGCCGCCAUUUGGAUCGAUUUACGCGUCACGUUAGGGCGUGCACUGUUUCCUUGGCUGCUAUAUACCAACUUUUUGCCCACUCAAGGAAAAGAAAGAAGAAAGUUGUCUUCGGGGCGAAGAGGCAGAGAGAAGGCUCGCCAGAGUGUGCCCGAAACAUGAGUGAAGCCAGGGUGGACUAUGAUCAGCUGCUGGAGGCUCGAGAUUACAUCCAGAGCCAGACUAGUGUCAAGCCCGAGUUUGGAGUCAUCUGUGGUUCUGGUCUGGGAGGACUGGCUGAGCAGCUAGACGCAGAGCCUGCGCCUCGUGUUGUCAGCUACAGCGAUAUUCCUCACUUCCCUGCAGUUUCAGUUAAGGGACAUGCAGGGAAUUUGGUAUUCGGCUGCUUCUCAGGCCAGCCUACAGUCUGCAUGCAAGGCAGGUUUCACUGCUACGAGGGCUACUCUGCGCAGCAAGUGACAAUGCCGGUUCGUGUGAUGCACCUGCUGGGAGUGAAAACACUACUAGUUACCAAUGCCUCUGGUGGACUCAACCCUGCCUUCAAUAUAGGAGACAUCAUGGUCAUUAAGGACCAUAUCAACCUGGCAGGGAUGACUGGUGUCAACCCUCUCAUUGGGCCCAACGACUCCAGGUUUGGCCUCCGUUUCCCGGCCCUCACAACUGCAUAUGACAAGCAGCUGAGGCAGUUGAUCCUCCAGACAGCACAGGAGCUGGGAAUGGGCCAGUACAUGAGGGAAGGUGUGUACAUCCACAUCACUGGGCCUAACUAUGAGACACCAGCUGAAGCACGCUUCCUGCACAAGAUCGGGGGAGACACUGUUGGGAUGAGCACGGCCCCUGAAGUGAUUGUCGCUAAGCACAGUGGAAUGAGAGUUUUGGGUCUGUCCCUUGUGACCAACAAAGUCGUCUUGGACAAUGAUAGUGAGGCAAUCCCACCCACUCAUGAGGAAGUCAUGGUGACAGGAAGGAAAAGAGCAGAGGAAAUGCAGAAGUUAGUGAGGACCACACUCAAUAAGUUGAGUACACAGGGACCAGCACGUCCAUAAAUGAACAUGUGAUACGUCACAAAAAAUAUAGGGACUCUGCUAAAUAGGACAUAAUAAUACAAUAUGAUAUAAUAUAGCAGUUUGGAGUGCCUUUUGUAGCGUACAUUACAUGAUGCUCCUAGUCUGAGCAGUGUUUGCACUGUACAACUUGUUUCCUAUGAAAGACAGUUUGUAAAAAUGUCAUCGU